Molecule: messenger RNA, 816 nt
Organism: Aspergillus chevalieri
Lineage: Eukaryota; Fungi; Ascomycota; Eurotiomycetes; Eurotiales; Aspergillaceae
Exons: 2
Coding region: 1-816 (271 amino acids)
Source: RefSeq, a predicted model, not a curated record
AUGGCUACCUCGAUGUUGAGUGUAGGGUGGUGUCGACCCAUCACGCUGUUGUUGUUACUAUGGACAACGUUCCUGCAUUUGACAUCCGCUCAGCUAUGCACCUUUUGGGAUGGGGGCUGUGUUGAUCCCCUGGCCCAGACAGCCAUCUCGCUCGACUUGCCGCCGCUCUUCCUCGAGGAUGUCAACCUGUAUUACGCCUACGAUGCUAACUCUCAGGGCAAGGGUCAUGGACCAAUGACCAAGGUUAGUUAUUGGCUACGGUACGGUCGGGAGAUCAACAGUUCGGCCAUCACCACGAACCGCACAUCCGAACUGAGUCUUCGCGUCGGGAAUUUGACGGGCACACCUUCUGGAAACAACAACGGAUGUGAUGGUAUUUGGGGUCCUCGUUGUUCGAGGGAUCUCAAGAAUUUGUUGAGUGGUGCUAUUUACGAGUUGGCGACCGAGGGGGAGUACAAUUCGAAUCCUUUGCAGACGGUCCUCAACCAGAUGCAUUCGACUCCGCCUUAUUUGGAAAACUGUCCGCCUCAGUUCUUUGAUGUUCAGUCGGCACCGGUCAUUCGAUUUGCCCAAGAAUCGAAGCCAGAACGAACCGCUACCAUUCAAACAGCUGGAUCGAAUCUAAGUCCUUGGAAAACCUGGUAUAUCGACCGCAUGAGCGCCCUUCAGCAGGCCGAACAGGUCGCCGUCGCCAUCUUCAGUCGCAGCCCAUCUGAUGACAGCCCACCACCGAAGAGUAAAGACGAUGUACAAAUUGAAUUAGCUUGUCUUCAAGCCCCAUCCGGAAACACCUUCAACGAAGAUCCAGACUCUUGA